CCCGGCUCGCCGAGUUUCCGAUCAGCUCAAUCCCGGAUUAGUUCACUGACGGAGAUGCUGCUGAUCCCUUUUGCCGAAUCAGGCCUUGCUGCUGCAACAACGUAACCCUGCAGUCCUCGGCGAGCUGAACUGACAGUUGAAAGAUGGAGUGAAUGCCUAGCAAGAAGAAAUGAGUGGGACUCUGACACUUCUCUGGUAACAGUCUGUGAAGGCUUUACUUCAAACUCCUGUCUUUUGGUUUUGCAGAAGCCAUUGUGUAAGCUUGCCGUUGCUGUGUUUACUGUUUGGAGUAUUUAUAACAGCAGAUCAAGAGGCUCCUGGGGAGAAUUCCUCCCAGGGAAUGUUUCCGUCGCUCCCGGGGGGAAGAGCCAAGCCGUCACAAACUUUGCUUGACUCGAGAAGGCAGCGCUAUGUCAACCACAACACACAGAUUAGCCUAAAAAAUCCCAGCGCUGCCGCUUUCAAGGGCCGUAAACAGGUGGGACCCCGACAGAUAAACCGCUCUCCCAUCAGCAGGUGUCUGGAUGCUCCGCGGCGCACCGUCCUCGGCCGCCCUGUGCUUCCCAAUGGCCGGGAGUUGACCACAAGCACGAGGAUGACGCUGCGCGAGCAGCUGAGAGAGAAGAUCUCGGCGGCCUUUUACCGCCACGGGCUGCUGUGUGCCUCCUACCCAGUACCCAUCAUCCUUUUCACCUCCGCCAGCAUCCUCACCUGCUGCUAUCCAUUGCUGAGGCUUCCCCUGCCUGGGACGGGUCCUGUGGAGUUCACCACAGGGGUGCGAGACUACAGCGUCCCUCCCCAUGAGCCUCUGGGAGACCUAGAACGACCAGACUGGUACCACGGGCCUCCGGUCGCCUACAUCCAGCAGGUGUUGGUGAAGGCAGCCGUGUCUCCGUGGGACAGCAGCCUCGUGCCGGUGGACGUGUUUCGGUCGCCUCUGGGGAAAGUCUUCAGUCUGCUGGAGGAGAUUCGCAACCACGUCCACACCGAUGGCUCUGGCAUUCGAAGCCUGGAAGCUCUAUGUCUCCAGGUGACAGACUUGUUUCCAGGGUUACGGCGGAUGCAGUCAGUGCUGCCAGAACACGGCUGCCUCCUCGUCUCUCCUGGCAACUACUGGCAGAACCAGCGAGACCUGUUUGACUCAGACUCGGACCUCCUCAAGACCAUUCAGAAACACGAACCGAAAGGACUGCACACCUCAGCGACACUGCGAGACCUGCUGUUUGGCGUCCCUGGAAAGCACACAGGAGUCAGUCACUACAACAGGAAGAGAGUGGUCACAUACACAAUCACUGUGGUUCUUUCUAACUAUGAUGCAGGCUUUCUGAGUAGCUUACGGACCCGUCUGAAGCAGCUUCACCCAUCGGCCAACUGCAGCCUGAGAGACGACCACAUGGUUCACAUCCACUUCAAGGAGGAGAUCGGCAUCGCUGAACUGAUUCCCCUCGUCACCACGUACAUCAUCCUUUUCGCCUACAUCUACUUCUCCACCCGUAAGAUCGACAUGGUGAAGUCUAAGUGGGGCCUGGCUCUGGCUGCUGUGGUCACCGUCCUCAGCUCCCUGCUCAUGUCUGUGGGACUGUGUACGCUGUUUGGCCUGACGCCCACGCUGAACGGAGGUGAGAUCUUCCCUUACCUUGUUGUUGUGAUCGGCCUGGAAAAUGUGUUGGUGCUCACCAAGUCUGUAGUUUCCACACCCGUUGACCUGGAGGUCAAACUUCGAAUUGCUCAGGGCCUUAGUAAUGAGAGCUGGUCUAUCAUGAAGAACAUGGCCACUGAGCUGUGCAUCAUCCUGAUUGGAUAUUUCACCUUGGUGCCAGCUAUCCAGGAGUUUUGUCUUUUUGCCGUCGUGGGGCUCGUUUCUGACUUUUUCCUGCAGAUGUUUUUCUUCACUACAGUCCUGUCUAUAGAUAUUCGCCGUAUGGAGCUGGCUGACCUGAACCGCCGGCUUCCCGCCGAGGCCGGCCUGCCUCCAUCAAAACCGGGACCCCUGCGAACACGAGAGGCCCCUCCUCCACCUCGGCCCUCCCCCCACACAAUCACCCUGCAGACCCCGGCCUUCAGGAACCUGAGGCUCCCUAAAAGACUGCGUGUUGUGUACUUCCUGGCCCGCACACGCCUGGCCCAGCGCAUCAUCAUGGCUGGUACGGUAAUCUGGAUCGGCAUCCUCGUCUACACGGACCCGGCCGGAAUCCGCACCUACCUGGCUGCGCAGGUGUCUGAGCAGAGCCCCCUGGGGGACUCCGGCGGAGGCGGUUUAAGCCCCCAUCUGGCAGUGGCACCGGUUUUCCGUGGCGGGGAUCCUACCAGCACCCUGAGCAUCCACCGUGCUCCGGCUCCAACUCCACUACCUGAAAACCAAUCCCGAGGUCACCUUGGCCCAGCAGGACCUCUUCCCCACGCCCCGCCCUCCGUGCCCCAGAUCACCUGGGGGGCCGAAGAUGAGGAAGGAUGGAGGAGAUUGUCUUUUAGGCAUUGGCCGUCGCUUUUCAGCUACUACAAUAUAACUUUAGCAAAGAAGUACAUCAGCCUUCUCCCCGUAAUUCCUGUCACGAUUCACUUGAGCCCCCAGGAGGCCAUUGAAACGCGUCACCCUCAGGACACGAGACACCCUCCGCCAUCAAUCCCUAAAGUUUCUGCAGAUAUACAGACAGACCUCACCCUCUACAAGGUUGCUGCUUUGGGCCUGGCUGCAGGGGUCCUGCUGGUUCUGCUGCUCUUCUGCCUCUACCGCGUUCUCUGUCCCCGGAACUACGGCCGAAACGGCGUUGCUCACGGGCGUCGGCGACGAGGCGAACUGCCCUGCGACGAUUACGGUUAUUCUCCACCUGUCAGUGAGAUCUCCCCUCUGCUGCUGAGGGGACACAGUAUGGACAUCGAGUGUUUGGCCAGCGAUGGGAUGCUGCUGGCCAGCUGCUGCUUGGCGGGACAGAUCCGUGUUUGGGAUGCCCAGACUGGUGACUGUCUGACGGUCAUCCCAAAGCAAGGAUUAAGACGAUGCAGCAGCAGUGGCUGCUGGGAGCAGCGAGACGUCUGGGACACGAUGACUGCAGAGUGCGACUGCGCCUGUGAAUCUAGAGACCCGAACCUCAGCUGUGACGGGGCAUCGGAGGACGACUGCUACCCGCUGAGACGUCGCGCCGCUCCGACCCGGCCGCCUCUCUUCACCGACCAGCCCGACCUGACUCCGCUCAUCGACACCAACUUCACCUCCCAGCCGCCCUCCAACCUCGCCACGCCGCCCAGAGAAGGGUUCGACUUCGGAGGGCUGGUGGAGCGCGCCUACAUGGAGCAUGAGCCUCCGUCGCCGUCUACGUACCCGUCUCCUUCCUCCGCUUCCUCCUCGCCUCCUUCAGCCACACAUCUCCAGAGGAGCCUGAGCCUGGGGGACGCAUGUGGGCCCACAAACCAGGCUGCCGGGGCUGGGACGCAGUCCGCUGGAGACUGGGAAAGCUCCGUGUGGGCCAUGGAGCUGAGAGGGAAUCUGAUCGCUGCUGGGAGGAGCAGCGGCAAACUGGAGCUGUGGGACGCAGUAGAGGGGUCUCUGCGGUGCAGCAAUGAAGAUGGAGUCUCUGGUAUCACCGCGCUGGCGUUUCUUAACAACAGAAUCGUGGCAGCGCGACUCAACGGGUCGUUAGAUUUCUUCACUGUUGAGAUUAACAAACCUCUGGGUCUGCUGCAGUACAGAGGUGCCCCGGGGCGAGGCAGCAUGCCCCCGACUCCCUGUUACAGCAGCGAGGACCUGAUCAGCUGUCAGCUCACUCGCUCUGUGCAGUGUGCCCACCAGAAGCCGAUCACUGUGCUGCGAGCGGCCGCAGGCAGGGUGGUCACCGGCAGCCAGGACCACACAGUCAGGGUUUAUCGUCUGGAGGACUCCUGCUGCCUUUUUACCCUGCAGGGUCACUCUGGGGGGAUCACAGCCAUCUACAUUGACCAGACGAUGGUUCUAGCGAGCGGUGGGCAGGACGGCGCCAUCUGCCUGUGGGAUGUCCUGACAGGAAGUCGCGUCAGCCACGUCUACGGUCACCGUGGCGACGUCACAUCCCUGGUCUGCACUACCUCUUGUGUCAUUAGCUCAGGACUGGAUGACCUCAUCUGUAUCUGGGACCGCAGCACUGGCAUCAAACUGUACUCCAUACAGCAGGAGGUUGGCUGUGGGGCCAGUCUUGGCGUGAUCUCAGAGUCUCUGCUGGUGACGGGGGGCCAGGGCUGCGUCUCUUUCUGGGACCUGAACUUCGGCGACUUGCUGCAGACCGUCUACCUGAGCCAGAGCGGCGACGGUCAGGGCGUCCGGCAGCUGCUGGUGCUGGACAACGCCGCCAUCGUCUGCGACUUCGGCAGCGAGCUCAGCCUGGUCUACGUUCCCUCAGUGCUGGAGAAACUGGACUGAGGAAGAUGGGCAGCUGGCACCGGGUGGGAAACACUCACUCGGCUCUAUCAUCUUACCUUUUUUUUUCCAUAUCAGUUAUCAGAAGUUCAGAUGUUGAGAAAGGAAAAACUAUCACAAGGGUCAUGGGAUAUGAAAUCAAAUCCAUCAUUCCCCGUCUUUUUGUUCAUUUUAAAUGGGAGCUUGUGCGUUUGCUUCGUCGCUCUGCCCUGGAUGCUGCUGACUUGGAUGGGACCUUCUGUGAUCCGACCCUCUGAAUGAGGAAGAUGGAGCAGUUUCCUGUUUUAUCAGUUUUUUUUUGUUGUUUUUUUUAAAUAUUCCUGCUGUGCCGUUCACUUGACAGGAAAUGAAGUCACAGUUCUGCAGCCUGUUGGGAUGAACAGAGUUAUGCGAGAGUGUCUGUGUGAAUGAAACCUAAUCCAAGCCUUUUUCUUCUUUUUUUCAAGCAAACACCUUCUGAGAGGAAGAACUGAAUUGUGAGGAAGUGUGUGAGUGUGUGUGAGUCGGGAUGGGGGGAGAACUGGUGAUUACUGUAAAAAGUAAACCUCCGGUGGAGGAUGUUUUUAUAUGUAUAAAUCUAUUAUUUAUUAGCAAUAUGUUUUUAAGUAACAGUUUGUUUGUGAGUGGCUAAUCCCAACUCUUAACCUUCAAUAUUAAGUGGAAAUGAUGAUGACUUUAAAUGGAGGAAGGUGUUUGUUUGUUUGGCCGGGUUGAGCCAACUUUUUAAAACUGUUCGCUUUUAAUAUUAAGCUGGAAAGUGUUGGAGGCGUUGAGUCCAAACUGCCUCUGAGUCCUGCGUGAGUGGGCGGGGCUGGGGGCGGGGUCUGAUUCACGCUACUCCUUCAUCAGGCUACCUCCAUUCUUGAAUUUUGUUGACUGAUGAUGUUGUGCACGAGUUCUCACCGCCUUCUUUACGCUUGUGUCGCCUUCUGAGGUUAUUUUACCGAAUUACUUUCUUUUGGUCACAUCCAGACUUUCAAACCCAAAGUAAACCUCAGUAACUUUAUCAUUUUUCUUCCCAAUAGUAGUGUAAAAGAAAACAUGUCAUUUUGGUCAUUUUUUUAGGUCCCCAUGAACUAAAUCAUUGACAUGCACUGGGACGUUAGUAAAGUGUUUAAAAAUGAAGCCUAGAAAGUGGAAGAAGCAAUUUAACGAGAAUUUUGAUUCAGUCAGGCUGCAAGACUCUAGAUAAUAAAAGUUAAAGAAGCUGGAUGUGGAAAUGCUGGCAGACUCUUUAACAGAGUGGAGGUAAAUUUUACAAGUGAUGUUCAAAGCGCGUUAAUCUGUAAAAUGGUUUCAAAAUGCCAAGCUUUGUGAUGUUUUACAGUAAUUCCUGCAUCAUAAAUGCUCAGUUCAAAUUUGCUUCCACUCAUGGCAUGAAGACUAGGGUAAAAUAUUUAAAAAUGUUAAUUAUAGUGGAAUCGCAAUUUGAGUCAAAGUUUUGCAGACCCGCAUGUCUGACCGCUACUAAAAACUAAACUUCUUUAGAGCUGGGAGUGUUGCUGUGAGAGCCAGUCAGACAUUAGAGAGGUCAAGCUGUAUAAAAAUGUAACUAAACCCUUGGUAGUUUUCCAUGUUGCAUUCUUUGAAUUACCUGCAGAUUUACAGAUCAGGAAAACGCUUUCAUUAGACCAAAAAGAAAAAAAAAAUCUGUAUUUCUCUGCACACGUUUUUGUUUCAGAUUUCUAAACCUGAGCAACUUUUAUCGAUCCCUUUUAACCCAGAAUCAUUCAUUAGAC
Messenger RNA from Poecilia reticulata (guppy), 6126 nucleotides. RefSeq names its product SREBF chaperone (gene scap). Gene Ontology annotation, molecular function: sterol binding; protein binding. Gene Ontology annotation, biological process: SREBP signaling pathway; regulation of cholesterol biosynthetic process. Lineage: Eukaryota; Metazoa; Chordata; Actinopteri; Cyprinodontiformes; Poeciliidae. The record is from RefSeq and is a predicted model, not a curated record. Gene Ontology annotation, cellular component: SREBP-SCAP complex; Golgi membrane; endoplasmic reticulum membrane.